This is a messenger RNA of Canariomyces notabilis, 1576 nucleotides long. RefSeq lists its product as uncharacterized. The coding region runs from base 278 to 1135 and encodes 285 amino acids. The transcript is spliced from 3 exons. Lineage: Eukaryota; Fungi; Ascomycota; Sordariomycetes; Sordariales; Chaetomiaceae. The record is from RefSeq and is a predicted model, not a curated record.
GUCGAAACCAAACUCUCCAUUUUUCGCAGCUACAACGUCUUUUGCGACGGGAGCCUUUUCGCUAUUCAGCAGAACUACCUUCGUAGUUGCAUUCAGUAUUUCUCAAUUCUCACCCUCUUUCAAUUGCGUUCAACGCCGGCUUCAAUACAAACCAGGGAAUUGAUUGUGCACAUUUCGUCGCACGUCCGUAAAAUUUCACACUCCUUGCUUUCGCAGCCGUCCUGCGAAUCGAGUCUUUAGUCCGAACCAAUCAAUUCGUCCGAUUCUCAACUUCACAAUGGCGGACAGCUUCAACGAGGAGACCAUGGUCAAGGAUGCACCCAGAGGCGCGGCUGCCGACGUUGAGAUGGCCGAGGGCGAAGCCGGCGCCGCGAGCGAAAACCCCAACGCCGAGCUUCCCUUUGCUGAAGGAGGCCCCGAGGACGCUCCCGCUCCGCGCACCACCUUCCUGCAAUACCUGACAAGCCCCGUCGUUACCCUGCUUGUCGGGUCCGGCGAGAAUGAAACCAUCCUCACGGCUCACCAGGGUCUGCUCACCCGGAGCCCCUUCUUCGCAGAGGCCUGCGCCGAGUUUGUUGACGAUGGUAGCCCUCGCCAGAUCGAGCUCCCCGGCGAAGAUCUCGACGCCAUGGGCUGCUUCCUCGAGUUCCUGUACACGGCCGACUACUUCCCCAGGAAGGUGCCCGGGCAGCGCACGCUCGAGAAGGACCCCUCGACCCCCGAGGUGGACAUGACGGGCGAGCAGCUCCUCAAGCAUGCUAAGGUCUACACCCUUGCGGACAAGUUCGGCCUUACGCACCUCAAGAACCUGGCGUCGAGCAAGAUCCACUGCGUCAACUCGACGGCCAAGGGCGAGAUCGCCUACGCCCGCUACAUCUACCAGUUUACCCCGCCCACCGACACGGCCAUCCGCGUGCCUGUCGCGAAUUUCUGGGCCACGCGCAGUCACACGCUGCGCGCCGAGGCCGAGGACGAGUUCCGCGACUUGUGCCUGCAGUUCCCCCAGUUCGGCUACGACGUGCUCACCCGCGUGCUCGACGACAAGCUCAAGCGCGAGCGCAACGAGAAGAUGCACCCCGGCGCCCCCGGCAGCGCGCGCAAGCGGCCCCGCCACAGCAGCACUACCCAGGCGUAGAUCGCGCAAUGAACGGAGAGGAAGAGAACGCGAAGCAAUGGAACGCAUAUGCGGUCGCCGAUCUCGGGUUCUUUUGCGUUGGACAUUCCGGCGUGUUAUUGCGAUUUUCUUGCGACCUGGUGGUCUGUUUUCUGCUUUCGAAGCUUGAGCUGGGUAUAAGGUUUCUGGGCUUACCAGUUUGCAAGUUGGCCAGGUGAAGCACCUUGCCACAUGCCAUUGCCGCUACUAGGCGCCCUCAGGAGAUGGAUUGAUGGUUUUCAAGGGCGCGGGAUAGUUCUUUCUUGAGGUCUGCUUCGUCCUGGGAUCCGGCUGGGGAUCCACUCGCUCGGGGAAGGGAGGGAUUGCUUGUGAGUAAUCAGCCUUUGCUAAGGCAAUUCGCAUUGGGUCGUUUCGUUAAGGUGUAUUAUAGGUCUUGUACGAAUAAACACUCUAUCUGAGGUA